This is a messenger RNA of Bathycoccus prasinos, 4839 nucleotides long. RefSeq lists its product with no specific name. The record is from RefSeq and is a predicted model, not a curated record. The transcript has a single exon. Bases 1 to 4839 code for a protein of 1612 amino acids. NCBI's taxonomy places the organism in Eukaryota, Viridiplantae, Chlorophyta, Mamiellophyceae, Mamiellales, Bathycoccaceae.
AUGUCUUCGGCGAACGGCGCGUCGUCGCCGAAAAACGACGGCACGAGCACCACCACCGCGGCGAACAACACCAACAGCAACAUCAACGACGAGAAGAGCAACACUCCUGCGACUACUACUACGAAUAAUAAUAACACGAAGAUUUCGCUCGCGCACAUCACGAAACCGUCGUCGUCGUCGAAACCUUCUUCGAUUAUUCCGCCUCCGAAUUACGUCACGCCGUCGCCGCCUUUGACCACCACCACCACCACCGAUGAGGCUUUUUCUUCCGAUAAAGGUAAAAUAGCAGCGACGACGACGAUGAUACCCACCACGUCGACGGGCACGAAGUCGAGGGAACACAGCGUUUUGCCCGCCGGAGGUGCGAUGAACGCGGAGGAUUUUGUGUUAUUAGCGAAGCAGAAGCAAAAAGAGCAACAACAGCGACAACAACAACAACAACAACAACAACAGGCGAAAGGCGUGUUUGGUUCGCAAGCGACGCAUAAGCCGGCGUUUGGGAAGUCACCCACGCCUCCUCCUCUUCCUGCUGCUGCUGUUGCGAGUAAUCCUCCUCCCGCGAGCACUGGACAGAAGAAGGCGAACGUGUGGACGCGUCCGGUGGCGAGUCCAUCGGCGCCGGCUGGAGGAGCUCGCGGCGCGUCUCCGAACGGAGUGCCUUCGCCGGCUCCGCCGGCUCCGGCGGCUCCAGCGGCUCCAGCGACGGCGGCAGUGGUGCCAUCACCGCCGGCGAGCAAUGGUAAUACUACUAGCAACAAGAACAACAACAACAACAAUAGUAACAAGAGCACCGGAGCUACUGCGAAUAUUAAAUCGACCGUGGCGACGCAAACGAACGCGUCGAUGAUUACGAAGAAACAACAACAACAACAACAACGAACGGUAGUAAGUAAUGUGAGCAAGGGAACACCGUCGCCCGUGGCGAAACAGCAAAUUCAGCAACCUCAACAACAACAAAAAGAGAAAGCGAAAUCGCCACUCGUUGAAGUCGCAAAAUUUCCGAAAGAUCCUCAACCUAUGGGCACGGCGACGACAAAGGAUGCUCCCACAAGCGCCGGUCCGGUGAACACAACGACGACGACGACUUCUGUGACGAACAAAUCGGUACCUACGAAAUUAUCUAGUGGUGCUGCUGCCGGCGGUAGUCGAUCUAACGCUACGAAUGCCACAACAACUACUACUGCGACGACGAAUACGAACACCACUAAAGUGAUUCCAACGCAACCGCUGUCUAGAAGACGAGCCUCGCCGCCGGCGGACGCGAUCUACACCGAGAACGAGUCGCUCCUUACGGACUCCCCGGGGCCACCGGAAGUGCAAAAUAAUAAUAACAACGCGAAAAAGAGCAGUAUUACCGCGACGACGAAAGCGGCGGCGGCGGUCUCUGUCAAAGAAAGCGCGGCAGCACCGCCGGUGGCGGUACCAGCGGUGGUGCCGCUAGCCGGGCCCGCGAAAGAGUAUCGAGGUAAAAUAUCUUGUCCCGCGUGUGCGAAAGAUUUCGAAGGCUCGUCCAAGUUGCGCGUGCACGUUAUAAAAUGUCGUGGCGCGCACGCCGGUGGUAGCAAGAUGGCUUUACUUACUGACGACAGAAUCAACGCCUACGUGGCGGCUAAGCAUCGCGAAGCUCUACAGCUUGGUAAAGACGCGGCGCAACAAAGGAAAAAAGACGCGGCGUCUGCAGAAAUGACUCCAUCGAAAGCGAUGACUGAAGCUACGGACGACGACAGCGAUUCGGAAGAACCGAAAAUCUUUCACCCUUCUAAAAAGCAAUUGAAUGAAAAAGGCAAAGACAGCGGUGAUGAAAAGAACAACGCGACGUUGGGUAAAGAGAAGAGCACUUUGCAAGGCAUCGAGGAAACGUUACUCGGUGACGGAGACAGCGAUUCAGACGACCGAGAUUUUGCAACGCAUGCGGCGGAUGUCGCCUCGCGAAAGAAAAAGACGCCUUCAAAACAACGCGCCGGUGCAAGUGUUCGAGUUACUCCCGACGACGCGCUCGCGGAGAGAUUACUUCGCGACGACGUCAAUUUCCCGCCAGCGGCGACGAAUUCAACGAGAAGUCGAGGUGGUGGUGCGAAAAAUACCAACAAAUUGGACGAUUUCGAAAGCGACGAUGAGCAACGACCUGCUUUUCAAACGCAAAAAUUCGCGAACAAAUCGAAUGAUAAAGUGCCAGAAGCUUUGAGGUGCACACGAACAAACGGCGUGUGGCGCUGUUCAAAAGAAAAGGUUGCCGGCGCGAUAUUUUGCGAAAAACAUUUGCCAAAGUCCGCGAAUGUGAAAUCGAUAGUCGCAAAAGGAAAGUCCGGGCGCGGGAAACAGACGGUUGAUGAUAUCGAACCCGAGAAGGAAGAUUUGUUGACCGAUGACGAAGAGGAGGAAGAGGAUGAGACAGCGGUACCGAAUAAGAAAGAUACGAGCUUUCGAGGUCGGAAGCCGCACCUUCUCGUGUCUGGUGAUGCGGUGAAGAAGCCGGUCUCGCUCACUGGGAAAACGCUCGAUUGUCCGCAUUGUGGGAAACGUUUCGAGAAGAAUAGUCCGGGAAGAUCUUCGCACAUUCGCGCGUGCGUAACCAAAACUCGAAACGCGGGAGGGAAAAUUCGAAAUUCAGUUUCACUUACACCUUCGCCUGUAAAAUCGGUCUCAGUGGUCAAAAAGGUCGCGGCGGCGCCUGCUCCAGCUCCUGUCGCCCCACCACCACCGCCCGCAAAAGCUGCCGCUUCGAGUGCGCUUACGUGCGAGAAAUGCGGCAAGGUUUGCAAAAGUCAAGGUCCUCUGACGAUGCACGUGCGAUCGUGUAAAGGCAACGGCUCGAGUAUCGCCGCGCCGCCAGUCGCCCCUGCAAUGAAGAAACGCGGUCGACCUCCCUCAAAUGUGCCUGUGACUGCGAUGGUACCAGAAAAACUCCCAGAACCGACCCCGCCACCGCCAAAAGCACCGACGAUUAAAAAAUACAAGUCUAAUGACGGAAAGCCGGAUUGGAUGUGCCGCGCCAACGGAGGAACUUGGAGCUGCAACGAAGCUAAACUUCCCGGUGAUACUGUGUUUUGUGGGAAGCAUACAAAAAAGAAAGGAGUCGCGAAGAGACCCGCCGAGGUUGUACCGGGAACAGAACUACCAGCAGCAAAGAAAGCGAAAACGACUGUUCGAAUUGCUUUUCAAACCAAGCUCUGCGGGUAUUGCAAUCACGAGAAGUUCCAAGACAGAGAAGACUUGGUGGCGCAUUUGAAGACGAGUCACGGGAUUACCGAAGUCGUGGUAUCGAAAUUGCCGGUCGAUGGGGUGACAACAAUGCCCAGAUACGACCUCGUCGUCGGCGCACUCGGUCGACCUCCCUCAAAUGUGCCUGUGACUGCGAUGGUACCAGAAAAACUCCCAAAACCGACCCCGCCACCGCCAGAAGCACCGACGAUUCAAUACAAGUCUAAUGACGGAAAGCCGGAUUGGAUGUGCCGCGCCAGGGGAGGAAAUUGGUGCUGCAACGAAGCUAAACUUCCCGGUGAUACUGUGUUUUGUGGGAAGCAUACGAAAAAGAAAGGAGUCGCGAAGAGACCCGCCGAGGUUGUACCGGGAACAGAACCACCAGCAGCAAAGAAAGCGAAAACGGCUGUUCGAAUUGGUUCUACAACCAGGUUCUGCGGGUAUUGCACUCACGAGAAGUUCCAAAACAGAGAAGAUAUGGUGGCGCAUUUGAAGACGAGACACGGGAUUACGGAAGUCGUGGUAUCGAAUUCUCCGGUCGAUGGGGUGACAACAAUGCCCAGAUACGACCCCGACGCCGCUCCAGGGAUACUUUCUCCGUCUCUGUCUCCUUUGACUCUGCCGGAUUCUCGUCCUCCGGCUCGUAUCGCGGCUGCGAAAUCCGCUCCAGUUUUGUUUCAGCAGGCACCUGCCAUGGCUGCGGCGCCCGCGGAGACGGACUUGACGUGCCAAAAAUGUGGUAAAGUUUUGAGGAAUAAGGCUGGGUUUGUGGGUCACGUGAGAGUUUGCAAAGGAGCUAACGCUGCGUUCAAUGCGAAUACACCUGCAAUACCCCCAGCGGCAAAAUUACAAGAAGCAGUGGGCACCGUCGGAACGAGGCGACAGCGGCGCAACGAACCGCCUUCCUCGGACUUUGGAGUCGCCUCACCGUCGGUUCCAAGAAAAGACGUCGCGGUCGUUAGCACGAAACGAAACGAACGCAGCUCCUCUUUAGCGUUGACUGUACCCAACAACAAGUCUAGCGGAGGUAUUGUUACUGCGGUGGCAGAUUCGGCGGAAAUUGCGAAACUUCUUGAAGUUGUGAAUACGCAAAACGCGCGCAUUCAGCAGCAAGAUAUUGCGAUUAAGAAGCUCGCCGACCAGUGCUUGUUAAUGUCGCAGAAUAUCAAAACUGGAUGGCUACCUCCAUUUGACCCUACGGCGGAAAUAAAGCGGAUUAAAGCUCCUGGCGCGAACCCGGGAUACAACCCGAUCAUUCAAUUCGGACGUUUGUUGUGGCUCACUGGUAUCGUCUCUCGAGAACUGUCCAACGACGCGGGAGAACAAACGCUCUCUGCUUUGCAGAAUAUGAAAUUUAUGCUCACGCAAGCCGGGACUGACUUGAAACAUUUGUUAAGAGUCACGUUACACGUGAGCGACAUUCGAGUCAUGGAGAAGACGGCGAGCGCGUGGAAAGAGUUUUUCAUAAAAAGAAACGGCAUGAAGGAAGAAGACUUACCCGUCCGAUUAACGACGCAGGCGGUGUUGAAAGAUCCAAAGUUUUUAGUCGAAGUACACGCCGAAGCGGUCGUGCCAGAGAAGAAAGAUGAUAUGAAAAGUGCGGCUGAUGGUGCAAAAGCGGCUCUUGGGAGCGCCUAA